GGACUCAUCGCAUGUGAGAUUCAUGUGGUUCGCCCGCACUAUUAACCACACGGUGCCGAGUUCGACGCGCUCUUCUCGCCGGAUGUGCUAUUAAUUGAUUUACAUAGACUAAUUAUUAUUGUUCUGUCCGUACGCGUAUUGUCUACUAGAAUACAUAGAUCAACGGAUUAUUGUUUGCGAUUAUAGUUAUUUUUUUUUAAUUGAUCAUGUUCUAUUAGUCGGUUUUUUUUAAUUAAAAAUCGUUUUUUCGUCUUGAAGCCUUUUCAGAAAGUUAAAUUUUUUUUUGUUUUUAAUUCGAUUUUUUAUUUGUGCGACCGAUAUUUUCGUUUAUUACACUUGUUUUAUUAUUAUUUUUUUUUGAGUUCUAUGUUUUGAUAAUAAUUAAUUUUAACUGAAUUAUUGUUGUGAUAUUGUGGAAAAAACAGUCAAUCCAAAAAUUAAUUUAUUGCAAUUAUUGAGUGUUAAUCUAACGUGAAAAAAUAAUCCAUAAUAAUCGGCUGAUUUUAUAUGUUUUAUGACUCCUGUCAGAAUAAAGUCCUAGGAACGUACCUAGGACCUCGAUUUAAUUAAAAGUGCAUAAAAAUGGAAGCUACUUACUGCAUUGGAAACGACGUUGACGUAUGCCGAAUGUUUGACCAAUAUCUAUAUAAGAGAAGCGACAAUCUGGACUUAUCACUUUCGGUUGCUCACAAUAUGCAUAACAACAACAACAACCAUUACAUGAGCAUGGGAGAACAUACGUUUCACACACCAAGUUUUGGCGAUGAAGGCUUUGACAUACCGUCUAUGGCUAAUCAAGUAAACAACUCUAAUACCUCUUCAAACUGUAAUACUGUGUCUAGCCCAUCGAAUAGUUCAGCAGAUUCAAUAAUUACAUCUCAUACUCAACCACAACCUGCAUUAGCUUAUCAACACACACAGCAAAUGAUGAAUCAUCAUCAUGCCCAAGAUACCAGUGGGAUGCAGGGGAUGAAUACGCACAACACGCACCAUUCACACCAAUCGGCUUAUCAGCAGCCACUAUACUUGACCGGUCACGAACACGGACUUGGACUUAACGUCAGUUCCAGUUAUUCUCAACCAAGUUACACACCUUUGAACAACACUAAUGCUUCUAAUGGGUCACAAAAUGGAAUGAUGUACCAUCGACACCAUCAAGCUCCCAACCAGCAACAACAGCAACAGCAGCAACAUCAUCAUCAACAGCAACACCCUAACAUGAUACAACCGACUCAUUUACACUAUACUAAUAUGGGACCUCCGGCUACUAGUCCACUUACUCCUUCUUUAGACAUGCAACAUCGGCAUUCCAAUCCAACUCCGACUCCGGAAGGUAUUAAUACUACCAGCGAUGAUAGUGAUGAUAGUACACCACAUCAAACAAUGCUUGCAAACAAGAGAGAACGUCUUUCCCCAGAACCAAUUGAUGGUUGUGGUGGUAUUAUGAAAAUGCAGCAAAAGAAGCCUAAACCAACAAAAAAGAAAAAGAAACGAGAUCCAAAUGAACCACAAAAACCUGUGUCUGCUUAUGCUCUAUUCUUUAGGGACACUCAAGCAGCUAUUAAGGGCAAGAAUCCCAAUGCUAGUUUUGGAGAAGUAUCUAAGAUUGUUGCAUCCAUGUGGGACUCAUUGGAUGCUGACCACAAAAACGUAUACAAAAAGAAAACUGAAGCGGCUAAGAAAGAUUACUUAAAAGCUCUAGCGGCAUACAGAGCAAGUCUUGUAUCAAAGGGCGGAGAAACGGAUUCCAAUAUGUACGCCGGUGGUUAUGUGGGAAGCUAUGGUGGCGUUUACAAUGGUUACUCGCCACCUGCCGGGUUACCAUCGCCGCCUAUGUCUGUCCCAUCACCACACUCACAAGUGCAUGGCCAAGUCAAAAAGUCCAACAUGAUGAUGGAUAACCGAGUGCCAGUAAUGAACAACCAUACACAAAAUCAUAACCAAUCGCAAACUACAGGACUGAUCGGCAAUCAUAAUCAAGGAGGUCCAGUACUUAAUCAUUUGUCGCAACAUCCACAAGGUGGAUUGCCACCCUCGCCACAGCAGUCACAACCUCCAACACCACCGACAAACGUGUCAUCUUACUGGCCAUGGUGUUUCAACCCGACGCAGAACAGUCAUUAGCCGGUGGCGGAACUCCAACACCGCCACAAAAGCAGCAGGUCAACAUGUGCACACGAAAUGGCUGUGGCAACAUUGCUGUAUCGUGUCCCGAUUGGGAUGACGAAUAUUGCAGUUUUGACUGCUGUUACCAACA
Daktulosphaira vitifoliae (grape phylloxera) is the source of this 2257-nucleotide messenger RNA. RefSeq names its product TOX high mobility group box family member 3-like. Gene Ontology annotation, biological process: regulation of transcription by RNA polymerase II. The transcript is spliced from 11 exons. Gene Ontology annotation, molecular function: chromatin DNA binding. Gene Ontology annotation, cellular component: nucleus. Bases 583 to 2124 code for a protein of 513 amino acids. The record is from RefSeq and is a predicted model, not a curated record. Lineage: Eukaryota; Metazoa; Arthropoda; Insecta; Hemiptera; Phylloxeridae.